Messenger RNA from Macrosteles quadrilineatus (aster leafhopper), 930 nucleotides. Its product is annotated as zinc finger protein 239-like. NCBI's taxonomy places the organism in Eukaryota, Metazoa, Arthropoda, Insecta, Hemiptera, Cicadellidae. The transcript has 2 exons. The record is from RefSeq and is a predicted model, not a curated record. Bases 1 to 930 code for a protein of 309 amino acids.
AUGGUUCAUACAGGAGAGCGACCUCAUAAGUGCACUACAUGCGGGAAAUCCUUUGUAUCUGAAAGUAAAUUGAAAGUACAUACAAUGGUUCAUACAGGAGAGCGACCUCAUAAGUGCACAACAUGCGGGAAAUCCUUUGUAUCUGAAAGUAAAUUGAAAGAACAUACAAUGGUUCAUACAGGAGAGCAACCUCAUAAAUGCACUACAUGCGGGAAAUCCUUUGUAUCUGAAAGUAAAUUGAAAGUACAUACAAUGGUUCAUACAGGAGAGCGACCUCAUAAGUGCACUACAUGCGGGAAAUCCUUUGUAUCUGAAAGUAAAUUGAAAGUACAUACAAUGGUUCAUACAGGAGAGCGACCUCAUAAAUGCACUACAUGCGGGAAAUCCUUUGUAUCUGAAAGUAAAUUAAAAGUACAUACAAUGGAUCAUACAGGAGAGCGACCUCAUAAGUGCACUACAUGCGGGAAAUCCUUUGUAUCUGAAAGUAAAUUGAAAGUACAUACAAUGGUUCAUACAGGAGAGCGACCUCAUAAGUGCACUACAUGCGGGAAAUCCUUUGUAUCUGAAAGUAAAUUGAAAGAACAUACAAUGGUUCAUACAGGAGAGCGACCUCAUAAAUGCACUACAUGCGGGAAAUCCUUUGUAUCUGAAAGUAAAUUGAAAGAACAUACAAUGGUUCAUACAGGAGAGCGACCUCAUAAAUGCACUACAUGCGGGAAAUCCUUUGUAUCUGAAAGUAAAUUGAAAGAACAUACAAUGGUUCAUACAGGAGAGCGACCUCAUAAGUGCACUCCAUGGGGGAAAUCCUUUGUAUCUGAAAGAAUGAAAAUAGAAGAACUCAGGCAUAAGAAAAAAGAACCAAUUGCCAAACGAGCAAUCCUAAUUUGGAUUGUACGUACAAAAGACGAGAUGACAACACCUCCACGGUAA